CUCGAGUCCUCGAUUCUACUACUCUCUGACCACUUACUGACUUGAUCACAAUCGCUUUCAAUCUUUGCUCACCUAGAGUUGCAGCCCUUCUAAUUGCCUGGUUACUUGCUGGAUUACACAAGUCGACAACCAUUCCCAGCACCAGGAAAGCGAGAAGUGUGCAAUGUUUUCUCAACCUACGCCACAGUUUAGUCCCUUCUUCGCCGCCAAUCGUCCGCAGCCUCACCUUUAUACACCGGUCACCCCGUCGCCGCUUCGGACGUCGAGGAAUGCGAAUCUCAUGCCUACCAGCCCUGAACGCGAGGGCGGAGGUUCCUCCCCGUUGAGGUUGGGAAGCUCACCUCUGGGGAAAUUCGCUGCUGCCGAUGAGCAGGAUGAAAACUCCACAUCUAAUCGCCUGUCCGGAUUCUAUCUGCAGAAGACCCCGGAAGCGUCGAAACAAUACGCAAGUACGACUGUGGGUGCUGGUGUAUUGGCCACCCCCCCAGACUCCUCGUCGAUCGGCAAUGGGCAGGCCAGGUUCGGUUUCCAAAGGACCGAGAGCACUUCCGCUUUUCCAAGUCUCGCAGGCUCGGCAGGCGGCAAGAGAAGCAACACUGACACAUGGGAAAGUAGAGCAAAAAGUCUCGGAUCUGCAAAUACACUCGCUCGGCACGCGGCGCAGGGCAGGGAGCAGAAGAAGAGUCGUUUCCUGGACCGGAUAAGGCGAAGACGCGACGACACACGCAGUGAGCUUGUCGGUGAUCAGGUGUUGCGUAUGGACUUUGUCAGGGAGCGAAGGAUCUGGGAAGACGAGAUGAGGAGACGGGCUGCCGAGGCCGGUGGUGACGGCACUGAAGAAGUCGACAUCGAUAUGAUGCUGGAUGAGGAGGCCCCGGAAGAUGAGAUGUCGCCGACAGAAGAGUUUGAUCCGGAGCUGGAAUCUUAUUACGAUUAUCAGACAGGUGAUAUGCUUGACUUAGGCGGCCCAAGAGAAGGGCUGGGCGGUCAAAACAACGACAAUUUCCUAGUGGACGAGGAUGAGGAGUACGAAGAGGUCUUUCGAGAGCUUAUCUUUAAAGAUGAGUUCCAACGAAGCCAAGGAAAGAUUUUGCAGUACGAAGGCGGAGGAGGAGACGCUAAUGCCAGUGGUGGACAAUUGGAGCACGAGGCUGGCAUGGAUCUUUCUUGAACAAAGCAAAGGAUUUGUGCUACAUUAUGAGGCGUACUGCCUGUACAUUUACACAAGCGUAGGAGCUGCGGUUUUGAUCGACAGAUUGUCCGAGUCUGAUGUUGGUCAAGUGAGUGUAUAGUGGCGGGCCUCGACUCUUUGUUGUUGACACCAGAGGGCACUACAGGGUGCUCGCAACUGUACUCGAUUUGAGCUCAGCGAUGGGAGGUGUCAUUCUGCAACGAAGAAGGCACGACAUGAUCACGCAUCAUUGAUGAUUCUUGAAAGCAAUGGCCCCUUCUCAUGGACCUAUCAUGAGUACAUUUGUUCCUGUUGAGUUGAAGAUUCGAUCAGGAAUAACCUUUUGUGGCAUCAGGAACAAUUUUCCUUCGAAGACUCUCAUGCCUCUAUCUAAAAGGCUCCUCUGACACGGAUAGACCACUGCGACUCUCUCUGCUUGGGUCUCAAGCCUCCCACAAGGUGCAGCGUAUAGAGUUACCUAUAAAGGUUAGCGUAGUCUACUGGAACUCAAUAUAACUGCCCGGAAGAGGAAAGCGCGAAGUCAAGUCUCGUUCAACGCUCGACGAAACCUCAGAAGGACUCGGUGCAUCAAGAUCACAGACGGCCGCUUGGGCUCAAGAGGAAUGGCCGCUUUGUGUGCGCGAGUUGUCGUUGGUUCAUGGUGUCGAUGCUGCUUGCAGUCAAGUGCCACCAGUUGUCGAACCGGAGAAGAAGCAUGGUCCCUUUCCCACCAUCCUCGGUUCCUCUUCGAACGAGCAGACUCAUGCUUGCAAGGGAUGGCUUAGGGAUGGCUUUUGGAUGGGGGCCUGACCCUUUGCUAUGAUCAGUGUCAUGGGCCACGUCUUUGCCUUCCAUCACGAUCUCAAAGUGUGUGUAUACUCAUGUCUAGGGUCCGGCCUUCUUUCGAAAACCAAAAAAAUCGCCCCCUAGUUCUUGCACCAUUCGUAUUCUUGUUCGAGCCACCUCCUUCAAUCCUCCCCAGUACAUGAGUGACAGUAGGCUAUGGACGAGCAAAAACACAAAGAGACACACCAGCCUGCCGUCUGUGCAAGUGCCAGCAACAAUUACAAGCAAAAACUCAAGCAGACCUACGCCUUUUGGACGUUCAUACAAAACCAGACGAUUUUUUUGACCUCACUAGCUAGUUAUGCGGCCAUGUACUCGCAGGUCUUCUUUUCGAUCGGGUUUCCGCACCUGUGUUCAGUCACGGCAUUGAUUACCUUUGGG
This is a messenger RNA of Exophiala oligosperma, 2398 nucleotides long. RefSeq lists its product as uncharacterized. The transcript is spliced from 3 exons. Bases 164 to 1171 code for a protein of 335 amino acids. The record is from RefSeq and is a predicted model, not a curated record. Lineage: Eukaryota; Fungi; Ascomycota; Eurotiomycetes; Chaetothyriales; Herpotrichiellaceae.